Molecule: messenger RNA, 591 nt
Organism: Cryptomeria japonica (Japanese cedar)
Lineage: Eukaryota; Viridiplantae; Streptophyta; Pinopsida; Cupressales; Cupressaceae
Product: probable 2' cyclic ADP-D-ribose synthase BdTIR
Exons: 2
Coding region: 1-591 (196 amino acids)
Biological process (GO): signal transduction
Source: RefSeq, a predicted model, not a curated record
AUGGAGAUGGGAGAGUCUUCCACUUCCACAGCUCGACAGAAAAAGAGAAAGCUAGGAAACGCGUUUGAUGGAAUUUCGCCGCAAGCACCAUCAUCAUCGUUGAGAGCAAUGAAGAAGGGGCCAUUCGAUGUCUUUAUUAAUCAUCGCGGUUGUGAUACUAUGCACAAAUUAGCCAGCACUAUCUAUCACUCACUUGAUAUGGCUGGAUUGAGGGCUUUCCUAGAUGUCGAAGAGUUGGAACUGGGCGAUUCUAUCCCAGAUGAGAUACAGAAGGCAAUGCGCACUGCUGCAGUUCAUAUUGCUAUUUUUUCAGAGAGGUAUGCGGAAUCUCCUUGGUGUCUGGCCGAGCUAUCCUAUAUGCUCGAAACUGGCACUCCAAUUAUUCCCGUCUUCUAUCUUGUUGAUCCCAGUGAUCUCCGAUGGGUGGCUCAAGACAAAGGGCGCUAUGCUCCUGCGUUUUCCCAUCACAAAAAGAAGCGUAGGUACACGUCAAAGAUGCUGAGAGAGUGGAAAAGCGCGCUGCAGAAGGUCUCAUAUCUCUCUGGUUACAUGCUCAACAGCGAUGAUGGCGACGAAGAGAAGCUUCUGUAG